Ananas comosus (pineapple) is the source of this 543-nucleotide messenger RNA. Its product is annotated as RING-H2 finger protein ATL2-like. NCBI's taxonomy places the organism in Eukaryota, Viridiplantae, Streptophyta, Magnoliopsida, Poales, Bromeliaceae. The coding region runs from base 1 to 543 and encodes 180 amino acids. The transcript has a single exon. The record is from RefSeq and is a predicted model, not a curated record.
AUGCCAAGGAGGAUUCUAUCACAAGGUGAUCAUCCUGGGGCACUGCCCGAGAGCGGCGCCGCGCAUUGGGCACUGCACGGUGCGGCCGUCACGGCCGUCGCGGUGGCCCUCAACGUGCUCCUCAUCCUCCUCCUCUCCUACUUCUUGUUCCGACGCUUCUUCUCGCCGAAGAGGAUCGAAAACGACGCCGACAGUUCUGCCCCUCCUUCCUCCUCCUCGGCAGAAUCCUCGCCCCCCUCCUCUACUCCGAGAAGCAGCAGUCGCCUCGAGCUAUCUCCGUUGCCUGUUUUCGUGCACCGUUCUGCUGCAAAUGGCGUCGAAGGAGCCGUCGACUGUGCAGUCUGCCUUGCGGGUUUCCAGGACGGGGAGAUCGGCCAGGUGCUGCCGCGGUGCAACCACAGGUUCCAUGCCGAGUGCGUCGACAUGUGGCUGCAGCUCGGAGGCGCAUGCCCGCUCUGUCGCGCUGCCGUCGCCGCAGUGGCGGCCGCGGAAGCCGACGGGUGUUCAGAUCAGGAAGGUUUGACGUUGGAGUUGGAUGGAUGA